AUGGCCCAAGAAGAAACUGCGAAUACCAGGGUGGAUCCGCUUGGUGAUGACGAUGCAGUGGAGUUAGCGGAGCAGUAUAGGACGGAGAGGCAAACGGAGAGGGUGGCGGAUUUGGAGGCUAUUCGCGAAAAAUACCAGGUGCCUGCUGAAAUAGAGUUAUUGUUGUCGAUGUUGACGGAGAGGCCAUCCGACGCCAGGCCAGGGGAGUUUGCCCUUUAUGAGGAAGCAUUGAAGGGAGGACUGAGGCUGCCCCUGCCGCAAGUGGUGGUAGAUGUCCUGAAUCGUUUGGAGGUAGCACCGGGCCAACUAAUGCCCAAUGCGUGGAAGAUCGUACUGGCCUGUGCAAAUGUGUGGCCGAAGGCGAACGAAGGGGCGGCAAUGACAAUUGACGAAUUCUUCGCAUGUUACAAGGCCUCAGGGCAGCAAGAGACUUGGAUCAAUCUGCAGGCAGCAGCAGGGAAAGGGCUGGUGGCGGGGGUGCCGUCGUCGAUCAAGGGGUGGAGACCACGGUGGUUCUAUGUGUCCGCCAGUGGAGGGGUUGGAGUGCGCACCAUUUGGAAAGUGCCCACCAAGUCUAUGGAGCCAAAGCUGGGAGCAGCAGCAGAAGAGAUAAUAAAGAAGGCGAAGGCGUGGCGGGAGAAUGAGGGGCUCAGGUGGGACGAACUCGUUCAACCCUCAGCCUUGUUUGUAGCGGGGUUGGGUCCUCAGUCGAACGGGGGACAUGUAGGGCGAGCUGAACUGGAGGCAAGGAGGAAAGUGCAGGAGGCUGAGGAUAAGGCCAUGCUGGCCAAGGCCACGAAAUUUAAGGAGGCGCAGGAAGACCGACCGCCUAAGCCGAUCGCGCGGGAGAGGAUCCGACCGCGCCCCAAGCCGUUGGGGGGGAAGGACUUAGGCAGUUUUGUGCCACAACCGCCCCCAGUGAAUCCUAUGAAGGAACAGGCGAACAAGGAAGGGGAGGCUCUGAAGAAGAAGAAGAAAAAGAAGAGGAGUGCCCCUGAGGGGGCUGCAGAUGUACCUAGGUCGAAGAAGGCGAAGGUUGGGGGGGAAGACACCCCUAUGGUCAAGGAGGCAGAGAAUGAGGCAGUGGAGGAGACCCCAGGAAGGGUGGCUGCCCAAGAAGUGGUGGAGGUCACCCCAGCAUUGGAGGUUGUGGAGGUCGCCCCAGCAGUGGUGGAAAUCGCCUUACGGGUCGCAAAGGUCGCCUCCGAAGUGCAAGCAGAAGGUGGGGCAAUAGGCCCUGAGCCAAUGGGAGGAGGACAGUCCCAAGGCAGUCUUGCGCCCCAAGGAGGGGGGUAA
This is a messenger RNA of Camellia sinensis, 1296 nucleotides long. NCBI's taxonomy places the organism in Eukaryota, Viridiplantae, Streptophyta, Magnoliopsida, Ericales, Theaceae. The record is from RefSeq and is a predicted model, not a curated record.